Haliotis rubra (blacklip abalone) is the source of this 2989-nucleotide messenger RNA. RefSeq names its product very long-chain specific acyl-CoA dehydrogenase, mitochondrial-like. The record is from RefSeq and is a predicted model, not a curated record. The transcript is spliced from 20 exons. The coding region runs from base 73 to 1791 and encodes 572 amino acids. Lineage: Eukaryota; Metazoa; Mollusca; Gastropoda; Lepetellida; Haliotidae. Gene Ontology annotation, molecular function: fatty-acyl-CoA binding; very-long-chain fatty acyl-CoA dehydrogenase activity; flavin adenine dinucleotide binding.
GCAUGCUUGGUGACCGACAAAGUUCACUUUCCGUGUAAACUUGUUGGAGGCACAUCGGGAACUGAGUCGAAAAUGUUGCGUUCUGCCAGGAAUUUCGUGAAGAUUUGGGAUGCUGUGGCGAAACAGUCAUUGCUGAAGACUGUCGGUUCUUCACACACGGCUGUUCAAAGAUGUUAUGCAAGCUCCGACGCAGAAGCGAGAAAGGAGUCCAAGUCCUUUGCUAUGAACCUGUUUCGGGGAAAGAUCCAGACGGACCAAGUCUUCCCAUUCCCGGAGGUGCUAUCAUCAGAACAGCAGGAGACCCUUCAAAUGUUGAUAGACCCAACUGCAAAGUUCUUUGAGGAAGUAAAUGAUGCCUUGAAGAACGACUCCAUUGAGAAGGUAGACGACCCAACAUUAGAGGGCUUGAAGGAACUCGGUGCCUUUGGACUGCAAGUUCCUGUCGACCAUGGUGGGCUGGGACUGUGUAACACACAGUAUGCCCGCCUGGUGGAGAUAGUCGGAGCACAUGACCUGGGCGUCGGCAUCACACUCGGGGCACAUCAGUCUAUUGGGUUCAAAGGUAUUCUGUUGUUCGGCAACCCAGAACAGAAAAAGAAGUACCUGCCAAAGUUAGCAUCAGGGGAGACGGUAGCAGCCUUCUGUCUGACGGAGCCAGCCAGUGGAUCCGAUGCCAGUUCCAUCAAGACGAGAGCUGUGCCCACUGCAGAUGGCAAACACUAUAUUCUCAAUGGCAGCAAGAUCUGGAUCAGUAAUGGUGGCCUGGCAGAAAUCUUUACUGUCUUUGCCCAGACUCCUGUGACAGACCCUAAGACAGGCGUUACCAAGGACAAGGUCACUGCAUUCAUUGUGGAGAGGAGCUUUGGUGGGGUGUCAAAUGGCCCCCCGGAGAAGAAGAUGGGCAUCAAGGCCUCCAACACUGCUGAAGUUUACUUCGAGGAUGUCAAGGUCCCAGCAGAUUGUGUCCUGGGAGGUGAAGGUGGAGGGUUCAAGGUCGCCAUGAACAUCCUGAACAACGGGCGGUUCGGGAUGGCUGCAGCCCUCUCUGGCACCAUGAGAUACUGCAUCCACAAAGCGGUGGAGCAUGCCUCCCAGAGAACUCAGUUCGGCAAGAGGAUCGACUCGUAUGGAGCUAUCCAGGAGAAGAUUGCCCGUAUGACCAUGAUGCAGUAUGUCACCGAGUCAAUGGCAUACAUGGUGUCUGCAAACAUGGACCAGGGUUCCACAGAGUUUCAGAUUGAGGCUGCCAUCAGCAAGAUUUUUGCCUCCGAAGGGGCGUGGUUCUGUGCAGAUGAAGCUAUACAAGUCCUGGGAGGAAUGGGAUUUAUGAGGGACUGCGGGCUAGAGAGAGUGAUGCGAGACCUUCGUAUCUUCCGCAUCUUCGAGGGAACUAAUGACAUCCUUCGUCUCUUCGUAUCACUGACAGGAAUUCAGUAUGCCGGAGGUCAGCUGAAGGAGGUACAGAAAGCACUGAAGAAUCCGGCAGCUAAUGUUGGAGUACUCUUGAACAUGGGGUCCAAGAGAGCCAAGAGAAUGGUAGGCAUGGGCUCUGGUCAGUCCCUCAGUGAGUUUGUCCACCCCGAGCUGCAGGAUGCAGGGAAUAAGACUGCCAAAGCAAUUGAAGAGUUUGGAGGAACAGUUGAAGAUGUGCUCAUAAAGUUCAACAAACAAAUUAUAGAUGAACAGUUUGUCCUGAAGAGGAUUGCAGACUCUGCCAUUGACAUCUACGGCAUGGUGUCGUCACUGUCCCGAGCCUCACGAAGCCUUACUGAGCAUCACCAGUCCGCCUAACAUGAGAAACUUAUCGUGAAUGUUUUCUGUGAUGAGGCUGCAGAAAGAAUCAAGACCAAUUUGGCAUCUUGCAGUAACAAACAGUCAAAGCAGAACUUUGACAGUCUGGCCCAGAUCUCACAAGAUGUUGUUGGCAAUGGAGGCCUCUUUCAACAGCAUCCGCUUGGAAUGUAACAAGACGGACGAGACAAGAUUUUGCUUUUAAUCCAUUUUUGGUUGUCACUUUAGCUCCAUCAUCCAUCAGUGUAGGUUUCACAUUUGUAAAAACUGUUUCUGUUUAUUUUAUCAAAAUAUGUGAAACAUUUCCUUGAAAAUAUCAAUCUGUAGAAUUAUACAUUAACCAUGUUCUGUGUUUGGAAAUAACCUAAUCAAUGUUUUGAUAGUUUGUUUUGUUAUUUAUUUAAGCAUACCAUUUCUUGAAAAUUUGUUAAUUUUGGAUUUUUGGUUUUAACAUGUUUAUGUUGCGUUUGGGAUAAUGAAGCUGAAUUGAUGACUCUGCAGAUUAUGCCACAGAUCAAUAUUGUACAUACCAUUCCAGGAGGGAAGACGAUUGUGUGUGUGUGUGUGCAUGUGUGUGUGUCUGUGUGUUUGUUUAUUUGCAUAUGUGGAAUGAUGUGUGUGUAUGAACUCUAUUUGUACAAUAUUUUGUUGUACAUAAUUUUCAACAUAUCAAACUAAUACAUAUUUAUCGUAAUAGGUACAAUGUCCAUUGAAUCCUUGAUUUUACAUUCGAACAUAUGAAACAACAUUAAAUGAUUUUUGUGGUUUUUGCUUAAGUCUGUUUUUGUGUUCAGAUUUUUAUAAAAGUAUUCUCAUCUCUGGUUUCUUUGAGAAAUGCUUGUGGAAUUCUACUCCUAUUUACAAAUGAUUUUUUGAGCCAUGAAAUGACAGCUUGAGGUUUAUUGCCUAGUUUGAUAUUUUACUUUAUUUAAAAGGGCUGCAACAAAUACACUAGGAGACAAAUACAAUCAUGAUUAUAGGGUAACGAUUAUCAAUAUUUAUUCUUGAAUACGAUGACAAGUCAACAGCUGAUGUAUUAUGUUUAAUAUUUAGUGAAACAAUAAAUAAAUACCGAUUAGUCGAGUUGGGUACCAGUAGCCGACAAAGGGGGUCGGCUUAUGUUCGAGACAUACCAUUUUGAUACAGAUUUUAAGGGUCAAGUUAGGACCUAGGCUUAUCUACAGUAAUAUAUGGCAAA